Molecule: messenger RNA, 2084 nt
Organism: Ceutorhynchus assimilis (cabbage seed weevil)
Lineage: Eukaryota; Metazoa; Arthropoda; Insecta; Coleoptera; Curculionidae
Source: the annotation of a GenBank genome assembly
GUAAACUAUCUACUUAAACUACUUUUUAUUCAGAACGCUGUUAGUUUGGGUUAGUAACCCAAAAGUGGAUUAUCAAAUAAUUUAGGUAGCAGAAAAAUGCAGCCUUCACGUCAGCUGAAAAUAUACCUUUUAAUUUUAUUACUCCAACAAACAAACGGGCAAAAUGUUAGGAGCAUUUGUUCUCCUCCACCAUCUCCAUGUGAUAGUGCAUCAAAGUAUCGUUCUCAUGAUGGCACUUGCAAUAAUUUAGAACAUCCUAAAUGGGGUGCUAGUUAUACAAUAUAUACUCGUCUACUUCCUGCAAACUACGCAGAUGGUAUAAGCGCUCCACCUGUAGCCAAAGAUGGCUCUCCUCUACCACUAGCCAGGCUAGUAUCUUCCACUAUACACCCUACAGCACCUGUAGAAGAUAAGCAACUAACUUUAAACGCAAUGCAAUAUGGACAAAUCCUUACGCAUGAUAUGGGUGUAGCUCUUAAUACAACUCCACCAGACUUCCGCUUAGACCAAUGUUGCUCCACUAGCAGAAAACUACUUGGCCCUAUAACAGGUUCAAAAUACUGUUUUUCAAUAGUAGUACCAAAAGAUGAUCUUGACUUUAUACCCAUUGGUUUUGAGUGUUUCCCAUUCUCAAGAACAACAACUGAUCACGAAUAUGGAUGUGGCCGUGAAAAUGAAUCUGUUCAACAGAUAAAUGGUCACACAAGUUUCCUUGAUUUAUCUAUUAUUUACGGUGCUAACGCAGACGAAGGAGCAUUUCUCCGUGUCCUGAAAAAUGGCCUAUUGAAAUCUGAACAUCGACUGGGUCAAAAAUGGUUACCUAGGAGUACAAAUAUCACUAGAGAUUGUAUACUAGGGGAUCCAAAAGAACCGUGUUAUGAUGGAACAGGUGACGGACGAGUCAACCAAAAUCCUCAACUCGCAAUACUGCAAACAAUACUUCUUAGAGAACACAACCGAAUAGCGGAUAGAUUAGGAGCAAUAAAUCCUCAUUGGGACGAUGAAAGGACAUUCCAAGAAGCAAGAAAAAUCAUCAUUGGGCAGCAUCAAAAAAUAGUUUACUAUGAUCUUCUACCAUUGUUAAUUGGUGAAGAUAAUAUGAAGAAACAUAAACUCAUAUAUACAUCGAAAGGUUACGUAAAUGAUUACGAUCCUACUAUCGAUCCUUCAAUUAUAAACGAACAUGCUGCAGCCGCUUUUAGAUAUUUCCAUACUUUAAUUAAUGGACAACUGAAUAUGUUUAAUGAAAAACGGCUGAACGAGGGCGGAAUCCGUAUUAGCGAUUACAUUGUGAGACCUUUAAUUUUAGAAAAUCGUAGAACAAGUUUCGAUGAUCUGACUAGAGGUCUGGCCACUCAAUCGAUGUUGGCUGCAGAUGAAUAUAUAUCGAGAGAGAUGACAAACAAGUUUGGAACACAACCAGGAGAUUUAGUAGGGCUUGAUUUGAUAGCCAUUUGUAUCCAGAGAAGCAGAGAUCACGGUUUGGCAACGUAUAAUGAUUUAAGGCAAUAUUGUGGCUUGCCAAGAGCAAAUUGUUUUGAGGAUUUACUUGAUGUCAUUAGGAAAGAGAAUAUACAAAAACUAGAAGAGCUCUAUAAGAGUCCAGAUGAUAUCGAUCUGCUCGUAGGAGGGUCCUUGGAAAAGUUGGUGCCUGGAGCUCGAGUUGGGAAAACAUUUUUGUGCAUUAUUACUGAACAGUUCAUUAGGACCAGAAAGGGAGAUCGUUUUUUCUUUGAAAAUUCUGGCGACAUUGGUUUCACUUUGUCACAACUUCGAGAAAUACGAAAAGCUAGUAUCUCAAGAUGGCUUUGUGAUAAUACCAACAUUAAACGGAUACAACCCAAUAGUUUUGUACAAAUAUCAACUGAAAAUGAGCUAGUUGAUUGCAAUGAUUUGCCCUUGGUGAAUCUUAAGUUAUGGAAAGAAUGGUAGAAUAAUGCUGCAUAUUUUAUCCAAUAAAUAAAAUUCGAACUCCAUUUGAUAAAUGUAGUUUUAUUGAGCAAGAAAAAUAUUUUCAUGGCACUAUAUGCAAUUUUGCCCCAAUUUAACUGAACCUGUAUUUCUUACCGUUCCCAAUAUCCCAA